Messenger RNA from Blepharisma stoltei, 1080 nucleotides. NCBI's taxonomy places the organism in Eukaryota, Ciliophora, Heterotrichea, Heterotrichida, Blepharismidae. The record is from the annotation of a GenBank genome assembly.
AUGUUCAUUUUAUGGGUAUUUCAUUUUGCACUUUUGGUUUUAGGCAGCUUUAUCUUUAAAAAGAUUGACAUAGCUGAUGCAAGAGGAAAAGGAUAUUAUAUUAUUUUGCAAUCGUUUGCAGCCAACUCAAUUUUAAUUUUAUUAGGGAAAUACUUAGAUGACAAUGCUGAUUUCUUAUUUGAGUUUUUCAGAAAAUUUUAUGCUCAUUCAUAUGAAUUGUUUAGUUCUAACAUGAACAAUGCUUUGAUAUGAAAUGAAAUAUGAUUUUAUGUUUCAGGAACUCUUUGCUUUAUUAUGAGUGAAAAGCAAUUGAAAUUGCAGUAUAGCUGAAUUCCACAAAUGAUUGGGAUAUCAAAUGCUCUUAGUUUCUUUUUUAUUGAGAGUAGCUGGUAUUUAUUAUUAUAUGCAGUUGCAUUAGGGGUUUUUAUAAUAAAUAAUUGAAGAUAUGAGUAUGAUUUUGUGGAUAUUUGUUUCUUUGACUAUUUAUUAGUCUUCUACACAAUUUUGAUACUUAUUGGAAGCUUUAUUACAUUAAAGUUUGCCUUAAUAGAGUAUAUACAUAUAGAAAUUUUAACAGAAAUUAUGAAAGUCUUUAAUAUAAUAGCUCAAAUAUAUUGGAUAAAUUUGAUAGGAUUUUAUUUAUGAAAGAUUUUGUGUGUUUUAAUGGAAUAUGAGAUGUAUCUAGGGAUAGUUCUUAUAUUUUGACUCCACACGAUAUUCGGCAUCAUAACAUUUAUCGAUGUGUUGGAUCGAAAAGCUUUAUCAUUCAGAGAAAGAAACAAUAAAAGUGAGUUAAAGAGAAAUAAAGAUAUUUUCAAAAUAAUCUGGAUUUAUUUUAUAAUCUUUAUUUUUCUUGCCACUAUUCCUACUUCGAAGGCCAUAACUAUAUUCAUUAUAGGGUCUACAAAUUUCAUAUUAGACGAUUUAUUUUAUGUUUCAUGAGUUUGGCAAAUAGGUUUUUUCUUGGAAUUUCCAGAUGCUUAUGUGGACCAGUCUCCAGAAUGUUUUUUUAAAAAUAUUUAUGGAAUAAUGGUCUAUGGGUUUUUAGGGAUGAAAGUAUUAGGCAUGUUUUUCGAUUAG